AUGAGCAUAAUGAGCAUAUCGCUGCAUUCGGCCUCGUCGGACACGGUCUCUUUGACAAGCCGACGCACGAUUUCCACGCAUAAGCACUGGGCCGCCAUAUUCGAUGAACGUAUUUAUCAGGUCAGACGCUUAUCAAUCGCACCUAGAACGAUGAUUGUUUGUAGGUGUGCAACAUCGUCCAUCCGGGACUUCCGAUCGACUUCGAUGCCGUCGAACACAUUCGCUUCUUCCUCCAGAGUAUUGUUUCUGAGGUAUUCCAUCUCUUCUUCCAUUCCCUAAUCCCUCGCCCACUUCAGCUGAUCGAGGCACGUGCCACAAGUGUCGUUGAGGUUGACAAAAUAGCAAAGAAGCUGUUCGGCUUCGGACUCGUCUCCGUUUGUAAAGAUGCAUGGGAUAACAUGCACCAGCAAUUACAAAAGCACAAGUACCAAAAACCUAAUAAAUCUGUGCUGGAAAGUCAACAUCGUUUGGCGGCUGUUAUUAAAGUGAGUUGUUGAAUUGAAAUUGGCGCAUGACGUCUUGAAUUCAGGAGACACUGGGUCCACGCGAGAAAGACAAAAGGGAUCGAGAGAAGCGAGAAGUCGAGAGAAUCGCCAGUUAUGUGUACUACGCGUGUGAAAGUGUCACGGAAGACGUGCUCCGACUCACCGGAAACUAUGUGAAGAACAUACGAAACAGCGAGCAAAAGAUCACAUUGGCUAAUCUUGAUGUGGCAUUGAAUGCUGACAGAGUAUGGUAAAAAGCAGAGCUGGGCAAAUUUCGGCCCAGGCUUUUUGAAGGCUCUUUAAGGUCCAGACUUUUGAACCACUUGCAAUGAUACGAUCUGACGAAAACUUCACAGGCAAACCGGCGUGGGUGAAAUGAGAGCGAGGCUUGGGCGAACGCUCAUGCCGAAAGAUGUACCAAACAAACCCUCGCCGACCGCCGGUGAGCCUGAUUUUACCCACGCUGGUUUGCCUGUGUUUGCAGGAUUCUUGGACUGGGAGUGAAGUAUUUUGGGUUCAAGUUUCAGAGCGAUCCGAAAAUCCGAUCGGUCUGAUACCUGAACCUAAUAUACUUCAAUCCCAGUCCAAGAAUCCUGCAACGUUUUUGUCCGAUCGUAUCAUUGCAAGUGGUUCAAAAGUCCAGGCCUUCAGAAAGCCUGGGCCGGCCUUUUGCGCAGCCCUGGUAAAUUGCGACAAGAAUCAUAGCGACCCUCUUAUUUUAGGCUUUGAUGGAACUCCGAACAAAACUGCGAAAUGAAGAAGAGGCUGAGUCACCGGGAGGAUUCGGAUUCCUCGCGGAAUUCGAGGAAUUUGUAGCCGAAGAGACGGAGCACGCAGAGAAAGCGACAGUGAACACGCAGACGUACGAAGCAGUUGCCGUCGAGUUUUUGCGCGACGAGCGAAGAUUCAUACGCGAGCUGAACCGAAUCAACGUGUUCCGACGAAGGAUCGAGUCGGUGGCGACCGAGGAGGACAAGAUCAUCUCCAGCAAUCUGUUCGGAAAUCUGUCGGAAAUCCAUGAGUUGGCUCUAAAAAUUGAACGAACGCUGGAAGAUGCGAUCGAGUUGAAUGACACGCAGUGCAUAGGAAUGGGCAUCUGGGACCUGGCGGAGGCGUACGAAUUCGACGCCUACACUUCGUAUAUAAUGCGAGAAGGCGAUUCGGAUGAACGACAACUCGCCACGUUUGUCAUCAACGACAACAUCCACGGACUGAUGAAUAGUGCGCGAUUUGCUCAGCUCUUCGAAUCGGAAGAUCAUUUAUUCAAUAGUUCACUCGAUGGGCAGUCAUUCCGACUCGCUGUGCAGUACGUGCUUCCGCAGUUGUUGCACAUUCCCAUCUUUCACAUUUAUCAGUAUCUCGACUACAUUAAUGUAAGCUUCGAGUUAUUUAAGAAGCCGUAUACCGAGCUUUCAGAAACUUCACCAAAUCAGUUCAAGCGAAGAGGACCGCUCCGAUCUGAAUAAUUGCCGAGUUGCGCUGAAAAGUGUGGGGUCAGCGGUCGAUUCGAUGUGCUCGAUGCUGCCGGAACUCAAGUUGAAGAUCACUUCGUUCCUAGAUCAGCAGGCAAAGAGCGAAAAGAUAUACAAUGUGAAACGACUCAAUGAGAUCCAGUCGUCUAUUGAUGGAUUUACGGGCAGCCCGAUCGGAAAGACGUGUAACGAGCUGGAGAAAGAAGGCGACAUGGGAAUGGUCCGCCCGUCACUCACCUUCUCGGGAGAGAUAACCAAGAAUAAAAAAUGGAAAACCGAACGGUAAACAGUUGUGUUCUUCUAUUCGCUAAAAAUUGCUUAUUUUCUAGGUUCGUCUAUGUUUUCGAUCAGAUGCUUGUUCUCUGCAAACGUCACAAGAACUCGUUGAAGUUCAAAGAUCGUCUGCCGGUUCACUCGAUCGAUGUUUUCGACAUUCCGGAUUCAGAAGUCACGAGCUGCUUCAAGUUGGAAUCCCGCGAUCAGUCGAGUCUUCCGAAGGCCUAUCACUUUGUCUGUCGAAGCGCCGAGGAGAAAAGACAAUGGAUGACAGUUUUGGUGAAAGUGACGACGAAGAGUGUUCUCGAUCGCAUUUUGGAUAAUUUCGAGAAGGAAGAAGCGAAAAGAAUACCUCUUAUUAUCCCGGGACCUGAUCAGUACCGAUUCGCCGAGCCCGAUUCGGAGGAAAACAUCUCGUUCGAAGACUACACUUCGAGCAGUGGGAUUCCCGUUAUCAAGAACGGAACUGUGCUCAAACUCAUCGAAAGACUCACUUAUCACUCGUAUGUUCUCUGUUUUCAUAAUUUGUAUCCCAUUCCUUUUUCAGCUACACCGACAGCAAGUACAUCCAAACGUUCCUCAUCUCCUAUCGCUCGUUUUGCACUCCAAACGACCUAUUCAGCCUUCUUCUGGAAAGAUUCAACAUUCCGAUUCCGAACAAACUGCAGCAACAGCAGAGACAAGGCGGAGGACCACUGGCGGGCCGAUACGAUACUGUGCAGUCCCACGGACUCUCCACUAAUCCCGGUUAUCACCCACUUUACGAACCGAGUUUCCAACGAUUCAGGAAGGAAUACGAGCGACCCGUCCAACUACGGUAGGACUUUGAAAGACCUGGAUGAGACUCUCGAAAAUAGGCAUUUUCAGAGUAUUGAGUGUCAUUAACCAAUGGGUGAAACUUCACUGGUACGACUUCGCGUGCGAUCCAAUGCUCCUCGACGCCCUCGAACUGUUUCUCAAUCGAUGUUGUGAUCCUCGUGAGAAGCUCACGAAGCAGCACAAGAAGUUCUGCAAGACUAUUCUGGCGCUCAUCGAGAAAAGGAUCAAGAAUCCGCCAGGAGCACAAUCGCCCGAAAACGGGGAAAAGACAGAAACGGAAGAGGGGCACGUGAACAGCGCAUUCGUGUUUGGAGACGACCAGCAACAGCUGCAGGUGUACACGAACGAGAGUGCCCGUGAAAACCAGUUUGCCUCGAAAAUGCCUGAGGUAUUCACUGUUGACUUGUGCUCACCCUCUUCAUUUGUUCCGUUUUCAGACUCUCUGGCACACUGCCCAAAAGGGAGACGUCGAGCAUUACGACCUGCUCACUCUGCACCCUCUCGAGAUCGGAAGACAGGUGCGAACUGAUCCCAUCUGGCCUUAUUUGGUCUAUUACCGAUCCUUCAGUUGACACUUCUCCAUUUCGAUCUCUACCGUGCCAUCCAACCGAUCGAACUUGUCGAAGCGGCAUGGACCAAGUCAGAGAAGUGGAGGACGAGCCCGCAGUUGCUCCGUCUCACAGACCAUUCCACUCUUCUCACCUACUGGGUGUCUCGUUCGAUAGUGGAAACAGAAUCACUCGAAGAACGGAUGGCGAUGUUCAAUCGAGUGCUGGAAGUUAUGUCGGUGUUCGAGGAAUUGCACAAUUUCACCGGACUGGUCGCCUUCUACUCCGCACUGAAUUCUGCGUGCGUCUUCAGACUAAAAUGGUGCUGGGAAGUAUGUUUCAUUCAAAUUUGAUACAAUUGAAAAUAUUGGUUACUUCAGAGGUUGGAUAGCGAGAAGCUGAAGUGCUUCGACCGAUUCAACCUGCUCUGCGAAAGACGAUGGCACGAAAUGCAGAAGCGACUCUCCUCGAUAAACCCGCCGUGCAUUCCCUUUUUCGGUCACUAUCUCUCGAACAUAUUCUUUCUCGAGCAGGGAAACAGCACAUUCGUCAAAUCUCCGGUAGCUAAAGAGAAUAUGAAAACGUCGGUGAGUAGCCGUCCGGAAGCAGGUGUGCCUUCGUCUCCCUACCUGGAAAACACCUGUCCCGUCCGAAGCCCACCUUAUUCACCUCCUCUUGCAGGACCCGCCGGACAGUAAGCAGAUCAACAAGCUUGUGUCGUUUCUUAAGUGCCGGAAGAUCUCCGAUGUCAUCCGCGAGAUUCAAAUCUAUCAGAACGAGCGAUACUCGUUGACGUUGGAGCCGACGAUCCGAGUUAGUUUCUUCCUCCUCUUCCUCUCCAUCUCUUUUCUUUUCUCACGAAGACUGAUGUGGGAAACGGCCGCGCGGGUCUCAGCUAAUGAUACUUUGUUUCGUGAGGGGGUCUGCCCCUCCCACAAUUUCCGGUGCCGUUCUCCCUUUCGCACCUCGCCCAUUUGCUGCGCGUACCAACUGUUCGCACUCUCUUAUUCGCCCCUCUGCUUCCCAGUGACUCACUUCGUCAACUUCUCAAAAUCAGAGGAAAGCUGACUCAUAUCAGUCGAAUGUUUUCAUUCCCGCUCACUUUGUUUCUCAGACGCCGUGCUGCUCACUUUCUUCCCCAAUGUUUACGAGCUGCUGCCAACGGUCAACUAGCCGGCUUGUUUCGGGCAGCCUUUUCUUUCGCACUUCUUUCUCCAAUUCCCCGCUGGCCACUUUGUCAGUCGUUUUCGUUUUCUCCCUUUCAACACCCUGGCUGCCCCAGUCUAAAUAAGUGUUGAAAAGUGGCCCUCGACCGGAAUGAAUUAGAAGUCAACUACCGUAACAGCUCUAGAGAGAAACCGUUUGUUACGGAGACUUUGACCCAUGCGACGGUGACCGAAACAAUUAUGAAAUGAGUAGUUUCCUUCUGCGCCCGUUUUUCGGAAUUCCGCAUUAGUUCCGGCUGUUUAGACACGGACUGCUCUUUUCCUUUUUUAGUUUUAGUAUAGGUCUUUCCUUCCGAACAUCGCCUUCCCCUCCACAUUUCUAUUCUCCCGUUCUGGCAUCUGUUUCUACAGAGCCUAACGACCAUGUUCCCAGGGAUUUCCUCUCUGUUCGAGCGACAGUCUCCGGUCGUAACUUACGUCUGGCAUGUGCUGUCACCCCCGUCUAUCCUCAUAGUUUUCUUGCCAUUUGGCUUUUUGUAAUUACAGAAACAAAACAAAGAGCGUUGUGAAACGUAUCCUCAUUUAGACGGCAACAUCAAAUAUCGUAAAAGGUUCUUGUAUGCAUAAUUGCGCAUCACAACUCCGCCGCCGCCUUCAUUUCCUUUUGUUCUUCUUUUUUGGUUACCCGCCUCAUUUCCUGCCCACACUCAACCGGAUUGACGUCGAGAGAGAAGACGAUGCACAACAGCAUAUCCGGUUAUGCUAACCAAAUCACCUCUCAUUCGUGUGCUUUCCAUCCAUGUCAAAGGGUUCAUUCCCAUUUCGCAUUCAUGCGCUUUCCCUCACUUUUUUCCGUCCGUUCCCGCCUCCACCGCCUCUUCCUUCGUCUCCUCGUGUCUUAAGUGACACACACACCACUUCCGGCUUUUCUUGUCUGUUCCGUUCCUCUCUCUCUCUUUCUCUCUCUCGCCACAAUCACCCUCGAUCCAUUUUGUUUUGUCGCUGAUCCAAUUGUUUCAACUACGACAAAAAACCGUCCUGUUAUUAUUGUAUUGUACGUCCGCAGUCGGGUUUUGACCAGAUUCUGAAGCGUGGGCGGUCAUAAUGCUAUGCGCGCGCUCUGUGGGCGGUGAACGCGGCGGCCGAUGGUGUGAAGAGGAGCGAUUACGAGCAGUAAGCAGCGGCGCUUCAUAUCGCAGACUUUAUUAUCCGGGCACCUUCGGAGAACCCUCCCAGGACGUUUGACUUCAAAUGAAUCACUUCCUGCUUUCAGCUAUGUGUCCUCAUAAUUUUUUGUUUGCACACCGUGUUUUUCUCUUUCAUCCCGCUCUGUAACACCCAAAAUCUCGCGUGCACAUGCAACCUUCGCGAAUUCUCAGAAAACAGAACACCUUUUCCAACGAAUUCAUUUCUCGGAAUGGAAUUUUGUCUGAAAGCAAACAUCGCCUACCGCAUUCCGUUUCAUUUGCUCUCCUCCCCCUUAUCCAUUUGUUCUCAUCCACCUUGCUGCCGCUCUCACUGUUUAUGAUUGAUUUAUGGCCAGGGAUCUGGCGCCGUUUAUGCCUCCGCAAUCAACUCUGUCUGCUCUCCUAUCUUUCUGUGCUCUCUACGACCCUAAUAACUUUUGAUGGACUGGUCAGGGCGCUCCUGCUCAGGAGGCCGUUCUAGUGACCGCACACGUGUCUGCCAUACAGCGUUUUGAUGAAUAAUUAUGACUGCCGGCUCAGAAAAAAUAUCGGCGCCACCUGCUCAGUUACUACCGGUUGCAAUUUUAAACUCAUAUACAUUUCAAAUACCGAAAAAGCAAGGGUAGAAAUGUGAGAUUAAAAUAGAUCCCCUUCUUGUUUAUUUGCCAACGCAUAUGUAAUUGGUCUAGGAUCGCUGCUCAAAGAUAAGCAGAUCAAUAACCGACAAUCAAAAUAGUUGGCGUCGUGCCAGAAGAAAACAGCAAAAACAAUGUUAUUUCCAUCUUGAAAGACACACUUAACAUCUAAUCUCAUUUCUCACCCAUUUCCGUUCGUACCCGCUCUUUGUCGUACUCACAUUUCCUCGCUGACUCAUCCCAUUUCAGUCAUGUUUAUGGUUCGCCUUCGUCGUCGAAUCCAACGUGCUCGCCAUGUCUACACGUGUUCCCGUCGUGACUCGGACCGUCAACCUCUUAUCGAGGCACCACUAGCGUCGGCGCCUUUGCCACCUGCACCAAAAAAGACGAAAGCCCCGAAGAGACGUCCGUUGCAACGUGGCGGAUCGACGAAUGUGAAACGGCUGUUGGCUCGAAUGAAGCUCUUGGUAUGCACCGAAAAGCAGUUCAAAGCUCUAUCGUUGAGCCUCAAAACACGGGAAAGACGGGCUCUAAAAAGGGAUAUCUAAACUCUGCUCUCUUCCAUUUUAAACGAGUGACUCAUUGCAGCAGCCACAAAUUACGCGCAUGUAGGCGACAGAAAUGCGUGAAGUUUGGUCGGCUAUGGCAAUUUGAAAAGCUUUUAGGUUGCACAAAAGCGCAGUAUACUGAAUCAGUAAACUAUUUUGUCUCGGUUCCGUUGCUCCGUAGCUUGAACAAGCGUGUUUCUACUUCCAUGCCCCGAGUUUGCUAAUCGGGAAACGUGACGGAAGUUUCGUGUCAUCUUGAGAAGAUUUUAAGGUGUAGAAUGUAGAAGAUGAUCAGAAGCAAAUAGGACGUCUUCCGGCUGACAUCACCUAUGUCCUUUGAAAGUCUCGAAUGGAGACAGUCUCUCAGCUCACCAGGGGUCCAUGAAGACGUGGACGAAUGGAUGGGAACCUUGCGGGAACCCCCUGGACAAAUGACUAAUUUGGGAACGGUUUUUGUCUGAAGUGAACACUCGUAUUCGAAAAUUAACGAAUUUUCGUGGGAAUUACGGAACAUUCAUCUUCUUUCUUGUGUUUUGUUCCUCCCCCAUUUCGAAGGAAUAGCUUGCACUCGUUCUGAUGCGUCGGAAUGUGACACUAAAAGUUUUUCAUAAACUCAGUAGACCUUCCUAACUACAAAGACUACAAAAUAAUUUGUGGCUGUUAAAAAAAAAGAUGCUACAUUCUUUCUGCCUGUAAACAGAAACAGUGAUGUGCUCAGAGAUCACAUCUGCUGAUUGAGCCGUUCCCGAUAAUAACACCUGAUACCGUGUCACUGCAGCUGUUCUUCAUCGCGCCCUACGUAGUUUCGAAUGAUUUCAUUUCUUCGCAGAUGUUGCACUUCUAUCGCCUGCAAAGAGAGAAGUAGAGAGAGAAAGACGAAUGUACUCUUCGUAUCCCUCAUGCCUAUAUUUACUCUAGCUCGCAUGCUCGAAAAAGACACGCAGCGGCAACAUGAAACACUCGUAUGAGUCACUCAGCUUGGUUCAGGAAAAUCAUGGAGCACGUUGGGGACCCUGCCUCUUCUCUGCGUCUUCCGAGCCCUCCAUCUCGGGUGGUUCCGCGCGGCGCCGUCCCUCGGUGCCAGGCGCCGCCGCGUACCCGGGAUUCCAUGAACAUAGCGGCGCGAGCAACAUCUCGAAUCCGUCGCCUCUGCUGACGCGGCACGCUUCACCACGGUCGACGAGCUCCUAGGUUUAAUUGAGGACGACUCAGCAGCAGCCGCGACUCUCGUCUCCCUCGCGCCCAUCUUCUGCUUCUCCGCUCCUCUUCCCGAAACUCCGCCCAUUUCGACAUCGGGCGGAGUGAGGGAGGGGGAUGAAUGAGCCGGAGCCGCGAGUGAAACGAGAGGGAGCAAUGAGUCAUUUUGAUUUUGAGCACUAGAGGCGAAAAGCGUGAUUAUGGAACCUCCACCGGUUCCGCCCUACCUGCCGGACCCACCGGACGAACCGAUCUUAAAGAGCUUCUACUUCGAGCCGGAUCACAGUAGUAUGAACUGGCAGACGACGAAAGACGUAAUGAUUCUGUGUGAACCGUCGACUCAUCGCAUCUCGUGUGCCAUCGUUGAGUCAACCACUAUUCCUCCACCUACCAUAUUACUACCAAAACGAGUGAAGCCGCCAAUCUCGAACGUCCGUCGUCGAUUUCAUCGUGUAAAGGUACAAAAACAUUUGGGCAUUCCAUUCCUUCGCUUCCUGUCAUUCCUAGGGGCCAUAUUACAAAGUGUCCCCCUGUAAUCAGCCCGCAAUCAUUCUCAUGUUGUCCUAAAACUUUGUGUUGUAAACUGUGCCGAAUGCCUUUUCCAGGCAGGUGUCAUACUGUCCGCGUCCUUCUAGGAGGGGCGGAGUCGGGCCCUUUUUAAUAGGUGUCAACAGGCGAGCAGUCCUCAGUCUUUGUCCACAGGACGACCCUACUACACCCUCUCGCUCAUCUCUCUUCCACCAAUCCGCACACCCAUAUUAUCCCUUUCGCACACUGUCCCUAUACUGUGUGUUUCUUUGCAUUGUGCAACUAGUGCUCCUUCGUCCCCUACUUACUACUGCCGUAUUAGAAGAAAGCCAUGCUUCUCGCUCGACAAACUGGGGUAUGUUUAUUUUAUCGUGCAUAUUGACAUCAUUCCCAUUUUUCGGAAACGACAAAAUAUUUAGUGCCUAGUUGGUGUGUGGCCAAGACUAGUACUAGCGGCAGUUGCCUUCCAGUUUAGUACAGUUGGAAAUUCGUGAUACUUUUUGCGUUCCCCAUUCCCCCUCCUUUUCGUAGAAACAUGGUAUUUACACAUCGAAUGGGAGAUGCUGCAGGGACACUUGAUAAUAUUUGCAAAUAUGCACAGACUUCCUCAUUCUCCGUUCGUGUCGCUGGGCUAGUGCCACGUCAGAAGAGAUCGCCGAAGAACGGCAACUUGUUUACACCGACCGGGAACUCCAAUCCAUUCCGAGAAUUGGAUUGCCUUUCUUAGUGUCGAACAUCAGACAUCAGGCGAUGACUCUGUCAGUGUCCAACCACUUACUAAUUGCCUUUCCCAAGUGGUUAAUCUUGUAAUUAUCUCUUAGACAGAUCUGUACCAUACGGAGAGACUAAUUGUAAGGUCCUGUAAAUGACAAGUCCUUAGGUACCAGGCGGUCCUUUUUGGCCUGUUCGAACACUUCUUUUGAAUAGAGUGAUUUUUACCGCUGUUCGCACCUGACUGUAGACAACGCGGUGUCAAGUGUGAUGUAAUACGGUAUUACGAGGCCUAAGAUUAUUGUUUCGAACAACGGACUGAUGAUGACCAGGUGUCAUCGGGAUUAUGCAAUCCACACGUCUCUUCAGCCAUCACCUUUUCAUGAUGGACCACGUAUUUGAGGGGACUGGAGUAGGUGAAGACAUUCGAAUGAGUGGCUGCGGACUGCGAGGGAAAGGGUGGUCUUGUGACCCAUCAGCUGAGAGGGCUCCAUUCAAUUUUUCAAGAGAGAUAGAAACAGAGGGCAUCUGGCAGUUGAUGGCUAAAAGAAAUAAAUUGGCGUGUUCUUCUGCAAGUGCUAGGUGCAUUCGUUCUAUGCUUCCCCUCGACCCCAAUGCGAACCGGUCGCCAGGCAGGUCCAGCAAUCGCCAUGAUCCUUAUGUCACGGGUUGGACAGCAGUGCCUUACACGGUAAUCAUAUGACUGAACUGUUGACUGCUUUCGGCGAUAAAUCACUGAGAGUGUGUCAAUCCACGCGUCAUUCACAGCCCUUCCAGUUCUGAGAUGGCAAACACUUUGUUCCUUUCCCCCCAGUAUCUAUCCGUUUCCCUCGCCUCCUCCCCAAUUCGACUUCCGGCGGUUCGAUUCGAAUAGGAAACAAAGAUGACCUAUGAUGUUUUGCGUUUCUAUUUCGAUCAUCACAGACACUAAAAAUAGCAUUCCUACUGUGAAGGAGGAACCUGUCUUGCCAGUUUAUCUUUGAACUUGGCCUUUUUGUGAUAGUUUUUUGACAGCUAUGAGAUUGAUGAAGAUGCUACCUCUGCUUCCGGCGGUGGAAAAAGUGACUUGCACAACGAGCAGCUGCCAGCAGAACUUUGUGUUUUGGCGGUUAGAGUAUAUGCCCCACUGCUCCCCUUCCGAACUACGUCUCGUGAUCUCCGAUUCAUGUUUCGACGACGUCGAGUGACCAUUCAAAAAAUAGAUGGCUUGACACCUUCCUCAGCCAGACGGUGAUCGGUCAAUGAUCGUUUUGAUACUUUCCCUUCUCCUCCAGUUGAUCGUCGCUUUGUUUUCGACACCUCGUCAUGUUAGUCUCCCGUUCUUGCGCCUGCCUGCAGUCGAAUGUCACAUGACACGACACUUGCUGAAAUUACCUGCGAUCCAGCAUCUGGGCGCCCGUCUCUCCGUCCUCCGGCUAUACAACACUUCCGGUGAAGCAAUUGUGCGGCGCUUCCUUUCUCCCGCACACACCCGGGGCACUCCCAUCCACCUCCGCCGUCAUUUUUUAUGAGAAAAAACGGAUAAUGUCGGCCGGAACGAUCGGAUGAUGGCAGAAAGUGGCACACGGGUGGCUCUCCGGCCACUUCUUUAGUAUCGCAUUACUGUAGAUGAGUAGGUAAAAAAAAGGUUUGCCACAGACACAAAUAAGUCAGAUUGCCAACCAGGAAGUGGUAUAACUGGCUAAGAGAACCGACUUGUUGUUUUUUCAAAAAAUGACUUUGCUCAUUCUGCUGAUAGACUUGUUCUCUUUUCAACCUUCACCUGGACUAACUCAUAAAGAAACAAAGAAUUUCGAAAUAGACACUACAAACAAAUUGACACUGUUUCGAUCUAUCGGCCGAAUCAAUCAUAUCCGGCCCGCUAUUAUCGCCAUAUGACUUGUUACGACGCCUUUAGUCUUCCUCGAUUCUCCUCGUUUUUGUCUUCUUUCGCUAAUGCGGUCUGGAAUGAAUGCUGGCGCCAAAAGUGAAGGAAAUGUUGGGGUUGAGAGGAACAGAACGGAGAAGAAGUUGGAGAAAUGAGAAAAAGAGGAGACACGCUGACAGUCGGUCGGGCCGCCGCACGCAUUCUCUCCCCGGUGAUAACAAAGCACUUCCGGUGCGACGUGGCCUUUCCUCGUCACGAAUUCGCUUCAUUUCCAGCUUCUUCUCUCGUCUUCUGAUGUCAUCGGUCACACCAGGCCUUACUCAUCUUUCCGUCUGUGAUGACCAACAGAUAUUAGAAAACGGAUUAAAGACGUGCAUAUUUUAGGAAAAGCACAAGAGAUUAGCCCAUCCGAGAUAUCCCUCCGGAUCGGAAUUAGGCGAAAGUUUGUAGUUCUGCUGAAAUUGAAAAAUGUGUAAGGGACCGAAGUUCGGCUGUAGGGAACUGAUCACUUCCGACAAUUGACGACAUUCCUCCAAUCAUAGCUAAACCAAUACGCGCUGACACUUUGUCAUCUUCGCAGACUUCCGCAGCUUUGUUCGCGCUGCUUCUCUCUUUUGCGGCGUGUCUGAAUUCCCUCUAUAAAUCUCCUCUUCUUCGGCGACCUUUUCCGAUAUCAUUCCUUUUUCGGACCGCAACAAGUACUCAUGCUAUCGUAUCAUUUCUGUUGCUGCACAACGCCACAAUCGCCCACAGAAAAGUGGUCGUUCCAGAAAGUAGGCUUUUGGGGUUUAGAAAAUCUAAGCACAUUCUGAAGAAUGUAACCAUCAAAUCUUCAAAUAAUCUCUUUUGCAGCAAUUCUUCGAGUCGAUCAAUCCGAGAAACGACUUCAAAAGCAAUGAAGACUUGGAAGAGUACUUGUACAACAAGUCGCUGGAGAUUCAGCCGAAAGGACAAGACGCCCCCGCCUCUGAAGUGGUUUGUCUUGCUUCAGAUGACAGGAGCGUAACUUAUUCAAUUUCAGAAGCCGAAGCACAAUGCAUCGACUCUCCGUUCGCCUGGAGUCAAGCCACCGAAACAGGGAAAUCAUUACUCGGCCAACCAUCCGAUUGGCCUUCAUUUGCACACGCAACUAUCUCAUCCGGUCGGCCACCAAUCGAGCACUGUUCCUAACACUCCGGUUUCUGCUCACGAGGCCAAGCGCAGCUUCUCUCAGAAUCAGGAGGACAGUCAGUUCGCACUGGUCGACGUGCGAUACGAUCGGAAAGGAAACCAGCAGAAGAUUCGUGAGUUCAUUUCAUUCUUGGCUGUUAGCUGGGAGAACGUGAAAGGGGGCGAUGUAAACACCGCGGUUUUUUGGGCAAAGUUGUGCGAUCGGACAUCUUCAUCUGAAGAGGGGAGACGGCAGACGUCGAGAAAACGGGGCAUAACACUUAUGAUUGGCGUGCGAGAGACGCAAUCAGUCGUCACGACCGUUCGCCGGAUUGUCGGCCGUCCCCAUCUUCGUUUCCUUCCUCGUUCUCGAAUAUUCCCUCAAUGAACUUUUUAUUCCGCAAAAGAACCGGAGGAUCCCGUCCCUUGUCGCCGACGCCUACUCUCAAAGGUCCGCUCCGCCCUCUCCUCACGCGCUCUCGCCUAGUCUCCACCCACUUCCCAUCGUCCCUUUCCUAUCACAUAAUAUAAAACUAUGACCCGGUGUUCAGCUGUUCUUCAACCUCCUCCACUGGUGCCACGUGUUCGUAACCAGACAACCAGCAUCUCGAGUUCACUGCCACCGACCACUCAAGCCCCGAUGCCACCACUUCCAAGGUCUUCCGGAAUCAUGAGCACCGCCUCAAGCCCGACGAGCACCUCGACGACCCCCAGCUCGGCCGCUGGUCCUGCUCCGAAGCUCUAUCCGAGACGCGUCGCUCCGCCGAUGUCCCCAUUGGCUAAAUCUCCACUCACUCCAUCAAAGGGUUAGUCUUUCCCUCUUCUUUUUCGUUUCUAUCCAUCUUUUUCUGACUACUGCACUUACCGAAACCUGUUUAUCAUAUCAGUGUCUCAUCGGUUCUUUUAGUUCAUUCAGAGUAGUAGUUGGUGUCUCUUUCAAAAAAAAAUCAAAUGCGAUUGAAGUGUAAUCGUUUCCGAUUGCAGACAAUUCGCCUUCGCCAUCGGCCUUCCAGUUCCCGAUCGUCUACGAAGCGCCACCCCCACUUCCGCCCCGUCCGUCGAACUCCUCCACUUUCGAUGCCUCUUCUUCAUCGCCGAGCACCUCCUCAUCGGCCAAAGAGAAUCAGGAGCAGUUGCGAGUUAUCUUCGAUCGGUAAGACUUGAAAGGUUUUUAUCAUUCGAAAGUUUUCCCAAGUUUCAGAGAAGAAUCCCACUCACCGACGGUGCGUCUCUCCGUGCCUCUCCCUCCGGCUCUUCCUCCUCCGAGAGGAUCUUCCGUCUUCGGGGCGCCACCUCCACUUCCACCAAAAUCAAAGUGAGUCACUAUUAUCACUGUAGACAUUUUCAUUUCUGUACUCUUCAGUCGCCACAACAGCAGUAGUCCAACCUCUUCGGAUCCUUUCGACGACCCGACGUCUCCGUCGAUCUUCGUCAACACUCCGCCACCACCAUUGCCCCCGAAGACGUACAAAAUCAGUAGAAAGGCAGAUAAGUAG
Molecule: messenger RNA, 14084 nt
Organism: Caenorhabditis sp. 36 PRJEB53466
Lineage: Eukaryota; Metazoa; Nematoda; Chromadorea; Rhabditida; Rhabditidae
Source: the annotation of a GenBank genome assembly